UGCUCCUAUCGGUUGUGCACAGUUGUGCUUGGCAGCCGCCUGGUGUAUCUACUACUCGCCAAUGUGUUAACUUGGACGCGCGACACGUCCAGCGCACACACCUGUGCGCGCCACGAGCUGCUGUGCCUCAGCCAGCUACUCACACGGCACAAGACAUUUUGAAUUUGCACCCAAAUUGCUUGAAAUUAUCUGCACAAAAUUUGGCACGCGCGAAGUUUGUGUGUUAUUUUGCCUUCUGCCCACAGACGCUGCUGCUGCUGUCGAGUGUUUUUUCGUAAAGAAGGGGAAGAAAAAUAAAAAAAUCACAGCUAAGUGUUUUACAACUUGAAGGCAUUAAGUUGCCCCGUUCUGUGUCCUACGGGUCUCGACAGUAGCCACGCUACAAAUCUUGACUUGGCAAGCGAACUUCUGUCAGCAAUAAAAUACAACAACGACAAAUGACAGUUACAAUCAGCGUGUCCUGCGCAGCAAGCGCCCCUAACCAUGUGUAUGCUCUAGGGCAACGAGUCAUCAGUGAAUGGCAGGCCAAUAAUUGCAUUGGAUCCAAGGACUAAGCUCUGCCCCAACACCACUGAGUCGACAGCAACAAUAACAAUUCGCCCAACACUAUGACACUCAUACGCAGGCUAACGGCAACGGCUACUACGGCGGCAAGGACGCUGCUUGAGGAUGGAGGAGUGGGGACGAAGUCACAACCCGCUUACAUGCCGCUGCUCCUGGAGGCAACGGCUACGGUAUCAGCAUCGAGAUCAACAUCGGCGGCUGCGGCCGCGGCAGCAGCUGCAGCUGCAGCUGCGGCUUCACAUGCGAGUUAUUUGAAUUUUGUUGCCGAUGGACUCAUCGAUGUUGAUGAAGGCAUGGGGAAUAGUGCCAGCAGCUCAGUUUCCCUGGAAAAUAUUGCCGGCGGACAGGCCCAGGACAAUGGUAGCUCUGCCUCAACCGCCGCCGAAACGGGCAACGCGCAUUUGACAUUUGUCAUCGUCAAGUGUUUCAUUAUUGGUUUCAUCAUACUGGCCGCCAUACUAGGCAACAUGCUGGUGAUUGUGUCCGUUAUGCGGCACAGAAAACUGCGCAUCAUUACCAACUAUUUUGUGGUUUCCCUGGCAGUGGCCGACAUGCUGGUUGCACUUUGUGCAAUGACUUUCAACGCUUCCGUCGAGAUAUCUGGCAGAUGGAUGUUCGGGUCGGUAAUGUGCGAUAUAUGGAACAGUUUCGAUGUCUACUUCUCCACAGCUAGCAUAAUGCAUCUAUGUUGUAUUUCGGUAGACAGGUACUAUGCUAUAGUCCAGCCACUGGACUAUCCACUCAUAAUGACGCAUCGUCGUGUCUUUAUUAUGCUGCUAAUGGUUUGGCUAUCACCGGCGCUGCUCUCGUUCCUACCCAUCUGCUCGGGCUGGUAUACCACAAAUGAGAACUGGAAAUAUCUCAAAUCCAAUCCGCAUAUAUGCGAGUUCAAAGUGAACAAGGCCUACGCAAUUGUGAGCUCAUCGAUGAGCUUUUGGAUACCAGGAAUUGUCAUGCUGUCCAUGUACUAUCGCAUUUACCAGGAGGCGGACCGUCAGGAGCGCUUGGUGUACAGAUCUAAAGUAGCCGCCCUUCUGCUGGAGAAGCACCUGCAGAUUAGCCAAAUACCCAAGCCACGGCCAAGCAUACAGGUGGAGCAGUCAACCAUAACGACAAUGAGGCGCGAGCGGAAGGCUGCCCGCACAUUGGGCAUCAUAAUGAGCGCCUUUCUGCUCUGCUGGCUGCCCUUCUUCUUAUGGUAUAUCACAUUCACUCUCUGUGACAGCUGCAAAACACCACGAAUUGUGGUUGGCAUAUUGUUCUGGAUUGGUUACUUCAACUCGGCGCUGAAUCCAAUAAUUUAUGCAUAUUUCAAUCGCGAUUUCAGGGCAGCUUUCAAAAAGACGCUCAAGAGCUGUUGCCCCAAUGCGCUCAUCAAUUGUCGCACCAGUCUUCGGGCAGCUGGAGGCGGGAAUGGGGUUGGUGGCGGCCAGAGGAGAGCGAACGGAGCCAGGAACGGUUCUGCUGAGCUGCCGAACUGUAUGAACUCAACGGCCUCAUCGGAGAUACAGAUGAAUGUGAUGCGUGCUCGACAGUAUGCGGCUGGCACGCCCACAAUGACCGGCCAGGAGCAGCUGCAGCUGCAUCCGCUCUACACUAAUUGAAUCCUUUGAACCCUUUUCGCUCUUUCAGCUCUUCUUCUGCUUAUGUGUAGCUGUGUAUGUGUGCACUCGUGCAACACAAUCUAUGCUAGCUGCGUAAAGGCAAAUAUGUAUUCCAUAUAUGUAUUACUAAUAUAAAUCUAUAUAUGCCCAAAAACUAUGACCACGCUAAGCUACAGUAAAAAUGGGUUCGAAUCGAACACGACAAUCCCACAGUAAAAAUUGAGCCUUCAAAAAAAAACAAAAAACAAAACAGAAAUGGAAGAUUAUCCGUAGUUGAUGUGCAGAAAGUAAACAAAAUAUAAAAAAUGAACACGUACAAUAAAGAAAACAAAUUGAAAUAUUUACAAGUUGAAUUUAAAGCGAGAUUGUUGGGCAACACAAUUGAAAGACAAGAAUUGAAAAUUCCUAAAAUUGCCUGCAACGAUUUCAAG
Messenger RNA from Drosophila hydei, 2599 nucleotides. It is a transcript of the gene Octbeta1R, whose product is annotated as octopamine receptor beta-1R. The coding region runs from base 609 to 2168 and encodes 519 amino acids. Lineage: Eukaryota; Metazoa; Arthropoda; Insecta; Diptera; Drosophilidae. The transcript has 8 exons. Gene Ontology annotation, biological process: adenylate cyclase-activating adrenergic receptor signaling pathway. Gene Ontology annotation, molecular function: octopamine receptor activity; adrenergic receptor activity. The record is from RefSeq and is a predicted model, not a curated record. Gene Ontology annotation, cellular component: membrane.